Messenger RNA from Macrosiphum euphorbiae (potato aphid), 2694 nucleotides. NCBI's taxonomy places the organism in Eukaryota, Metazoa, Arthropoda, Insecta, Hemiptera, Aphididae. The record is from the annotation of a GenBank genome assembly.
AUGUCAACUUGCAUUUCUGAUGAUUCAAAUUCAAUAAUUGGUAUCCCUGUAUCACAAGUGAAUUAUUUUUGUACUUAUUGUCAAGAUGAAAUCUCAAGUUUUCCAUGUCAAUCAAAUAAUGCUUACAACUCAAUGAUUAUUUUUAUCCGUUGUACAAUUUGUGAAGAAUUUUUUCUUUGUUUAAUGUGUUUUUCUAGCGGGGCUGAAAUUGGCCUCCAUAAGAAUUACCACGAUUAUAAAUUAGUUACAGUUUUUAAAUCAAGUACUUUUUCAACAAAACUUUUGGAUGCUUUAGAAGAGUGGAUUUCUGAAGACACUGAAAAACAUUUAGGAUCAAAAAAACUUGUAGAUAGUUGGGAAGAUGUUGCAAGUGUAGUUGGAUCCGAAUAUCCUGAAGAUGUAAAAAAAGAAUAUUAUGAUACUUUUGUCAAUGGUUAUUUUGGUCAAAACAUUAUUAAACUAGUUAAUAAACAUAUAGGAAAUCCUCAAGUUGUGACAUUAGAUCAAGCCAUAGCAAUGGGUUGUUUGGAAAAUUGUCCUAUUUAUUUUCCAACACGUAAAUAUUUAAAAAUUCCAGCAGAUAGAGAAAAAGAAGAAGAUUAUGAAAUUCUAGAGGAAAAUAUUAGAUAUAAUCGAUAUAAUAAUCAGGAUCUGACAAUGCAAAAUAAGAAUACAUUCGAUAGUUACCAAGUACAAUUGUUAUUGCAAUGUGCUGGAGAAUUUGGCUAUGGCAAUUGGGAAGAUAUGUGUAAGCAAUAUAAUACAAUUAUACACAUGGAAUAUCCAAGAGGAAAACGCACAUAUUUAUCAGCAAUGAAAAUUAAAGAGGAAUAUGUACUCCGUUUUAUUCAAAAUCCUAUUUUGCGUGGAACUUGGUUACCAUCCUCAAUUACAAGACCUCAAAUACCUGAUCGAACAAAACGUAUUGAAGGACCUAGAUGCGAAUAUGAACAUGUUUUGAAAAAACAACUUCCUAUUGAAGAUUUGGAUAUUUUUUUUUAUCCACCUGCACUAGAUGAUGUAGAUGAAUACAAAUGUACAAUUGAAGAACAAAAAAUUGUAGUAGAUGAAUCAGCUGAAACCAAAAGGAAGUGUUUAGUUUGUACAUACUGUCAAGAUGAAUUUGAAGUUAUUGGUUAUCGAACUGACAGCCAUAAAUUUUCGAAUUACAAAUUAAUUACUGUAUAUACCUGUUGCUCAAAUAAACAGACUUGUGAAAAUUUUUAUUUAUGUCUAGUGUGUUUUGCAAGUGGAGCUGAAAUUGGAAAACAUAAAAAUAGUCAUGGCUAUACUUUGAUAACUGAAGUGAAAACUUAUUCUAGUGAUGUUUAUUUUCAAGGAUCCAAUUGGACUGCUAUAGAAGAGUUAUCAUUUUUAUAUGCCUUAGAAGAGUGGUUAAGUGAGCACUCUGAUAAAUACAUAGAUCCAUUAAAUUCUGAAAAUUGUAUUACAGAUUGGGAUUCUGUUGCUCAACAUAUAAGAUCAAAAAAUGUUUAUGAAGCAAAAUCAGAGUUUGAAAAUUUAAUUUUAAAUCAAAGAAUUUGGCAAUUUCUUGAAACAUAUGCCCAUGUUGAACCUUUAAUUACAUAUGAAGAUGCAGUUGAGAUGGGAUGUUUCAAAACUUCUAAUAAAACUUCAAAUAUAAUAACAGAUACAGGAGAAGGAAUUAUAGUAAAUGAAAAAAAUAUAUGGAAUAAAUCAGAUUUAGAGUUAUUAUUAGAUUACACGGCUAUUUAUGGUUAUGGUAAUUGGGAAAAAAUUUCAGAAGAAUUCAAUAAAACUAAUUUUUAUGAACAUUUUGGAAAAGUUAAUCAUUUUAUUAUAAGAACUCCUGAAGAAAUAAAAAAAGAGUAUUUACUUCGAUACUUUGAUGAUCCAAUAAGGCGAGGAACUUGGAAGCCACCAUUAAAUAAGCCAAUUAUUUUAGAUCGUACAUGGUUUUUUAAACAACCUGUUGAAUUGAAGUAUCCUGUAGUGGAUCAUAAUUUAUUUGCUGAUACUAGUUAUAAUUACAUUACUGAUGAAUUUGAAUAUCCUUACAUGAAUAUUGCUGAAUCUGCCUUGGACAAUGUGGAAGAUUUUGAAACUAAUUUAGAUUUUUAUCAUUCAAAACUUUCUAUGGAAAAAUAUAAUGGCAUUACUAAAGAUAUGAUGGAUACUAAAGAUACCUUUAAAUCAAAAGAUCCAUGUACGAGCACAGUGUUCAAUAUUAAAAAAGUAAAAGCAUUAAUUGCUUUAGAACGGUAUAAUGAUAUUUUGUGGGAUCGAAGAAUAGCUAAAAAAUGUGUUCACAACUAUAGAUUGAUUGAACAUUUUGCUAUGUACAAAAAUAAAGAUAUACCAAAAAUAAAACAAUUUUCUGAACAAACUUUUGUGGAGCGUUUAGUGAAAAUGUCAAGAUUUAUGAAUAUUGACUCUCAUAGGGCCUUGAUUGAAGGUGUAAAGAAUGAAAAACUGCUGAGACUGCGAUUAAAUGAAUUAACAUAUUACAAAAAGAUAGGUUUAACAAAACUAUCUGAACUCAAUAAGUUCAAUAAAUUACAAAAACAUAGAUGUCAAAAAGUUAGUGAAAUUUUUAAACUGUCAGCACUUCUUCAUACUGAAGAUUCAUUGGAUCUUGGAUUUCAAACAUUUAAUGAACUUCUAAUUCCUUCAGGAUCUAAUGGAAAUGGUUAUGUUCGAAAUACAACUUAA